This is a messenger RNA of Sitodiplosis mosellana (orange wheat blossom midge), 4056 nucleotides long. RefSeq names its product transcription elongation factor SPT5 (gene Spt5). Lineage: Eukaryota; Metazoa; Arthropoda; Insecta; Diptera; Cecidomyiidae. Gene Ontology annotation, molecular function: protein binding; mRNA binding. The transcript has 11 exons. Gene Ontology annotation, biological process: regulation of transcription by RNA polymerase II; transcription elongation by RNA polymerase II; transcription elongation-coupled chromatin remodeling. The record is from RefSeq and is a predicted model, not a curated record. The coding region runs from base 677 to 3823 and encodes 1048 amino acids. Gene Ontology annotation, cellular component: DSIF complex.
GAUAGCGGUAAUGCGUUGUAAAACAGACGCUGCGUUACGAUACGAUAUCCCUGUGAAAUAUUUUUUCCUGCGGACAUAUAAUUGAAAUGUAAAAAAAAAACAUUCAUAAGUAGGUUUCAUUUCAUUUUGUUCAUCAUGUAAAUAAAAUUUUGAUACAAAGCGUUUUGUUAUUGCAAUACAAAUGCCUAAUAUAAAAACUAAUAUCAACGUCGAAACCAUUAUGUUCCAACAACGUGAAGUUGGUGCCUUAAAUAAAUGUCAAGCCGAUGUGACUGUAUUGCUAGCAGAAACUUGGAAGGUGCGUUUCAUAGAAUUCUCACACAUAAAAUGAAAAAUGGUGUCGAUAUAACUAACAACUUACAUAUUUUCCCGAAAAUUUGGUUAUUCGUUGUUGAAUCGUCAAAGUGAGUGGUCGUAUUGAGUUUCAUUCUCGGUAAAUUUAUUGAAAAGAAAUAAAAUUGAGACACCAGUGAUUUUUCCAUAAUAUUAUUGUGCUUAAAAUAUAGUCAAUUCACAUAAGUAGUGUCAGUGGAUUCGUUGACGACGACAAUUCCUACAUUUGCUUUGUAAAGAGUUCUGCAUUUGUAUCAGUUGGUUCUAAUUGCUGUUCAAAACUAAACAGUUCGAACAUAUACAAGACAUUCCUUUGUCGAUAAGUGUGUAAUUUGUAGUGAAAAUGUCCGAUUCGGAAGUGAGCAAUAUGUCGGAUAGCGGCUCAGAUGCUCGAAGCGAUGUUUCAAAUCGGAGCCGCAGCGGUACACCGAGGAGCAGAAGUCGUUCAUAUUCAAGAUCGAAAUCCCGCUCCAGAUCACGUUCAGGCUCACGGUCUUCAAACGAAGAAAUCGAAGAUGAAGAGGAGCCAGAAGGUGAAGAUUUGGACGAUUCGGAAGAAGACGAUGACAGACCCAAGAAAAAGAAGAAGAAGGAACGCUAUGGUGGAUUCAUUAUUGAUGAAGCAGAAGUUGAUGACGAGGUGGACGAAGAUGAAGAAUGGGAAGAUGGCGCCAAUGAAAUAGGCAUUGUCAAUGAAGUCGAUGAAAUUGGGCCAACAGCUCGCGAAAUCGAGAUCCGUCGCCGUGGAAAUUUAUGGGACACUCAAAAAGAAGACGAAAUUGAAGAAUACUUGCGAAAGCGUUACGCUGAUGAAUCAAUUGCCAGAAGACAUUUUGGAGAUGGAGGUGAGGAGAUGUCUAACGAAAUCACACAACAAACAUUGCUGCCAGCCAUUAAAGAUCCAAACUUAUGGAUGGUCAAAUGUCGAAUUGGUGAAGAAAAAGCGACUGUUUUGCUCUUGAUGCGUAAAUUUCUAACUUUUCGUAACACUGACGAACCGCUGCAAAUCAAAUCCGUUGUUGCACCAGAAGGUGUUAAGGGCUACAUUUAUGUAGAAGCAUACAAACAAACGCAUGUCAAAGCGGCCAUAAACAAUGUUGGAAAUCUCCGUCUUGGACAAUGGAAACAAGAAAUGGUACCGAUCAAAGAAAUGACCGAUGUAUUGAAAGUAGUCAAAGAACAGACUGGACUAAAGCCAAAACAAUGGGUUAGACUACGUCGGGGUCAAUAUAAAGAUGACAUUGCACAAGUCGAUUAUGUGGAUAUGGCACAAAAUCAAGUGCAUUUAAAACUUCUACCACGUAUCGAUUACACACGUUUGCGUGGUGCACUCCGAACAAAUCAACCUGAAGCUGAAAACAAUAAACGAAAACUGAAACGAAGACCACCAGCAAAACCGUUUGAUCCAGAAGCUAUUCGCGCAAUCGGUGGAGAGAUCACGUCGGACGGUGACUUUUUGAUUUUCGAAGGAAAUCGCUAUUCACGCAAAGGCUUCCUGUAUAAAAACUUUUUAAUGUCAGCCAUUCUAUCUGAAGGUGUAAAACCGACACUUGCCGAAUUGGAACGAUUUGAAGAACAGCCGGAGGAAAUAAACAUUGAACUGGCAGUCUCAAGUAAAGAAGACCCCACAUCAACUCACUCAUUUUCAAUGGGAGACAAUGUGGAAGUCUGUGUGGGCGACUUGGAAAACUUACAAGCCAAAAUUAUUGCAAUCGAUGGGCAUAUGAUUACGGUAAUGCCAAAGCAUGAGGAGCUUAAAGAUCCAUUGAUUUUCAAGGCGAACGAGUUGCGAAAAUACUUCAAAACUGGUGAUCAUGCAAAAGUACUUGCUGGUCGCUAUGAAGGUGAAACUGGUCUGAUUGUUCGAGUUGAGCCGUCACGUGUGGUCCUUGUCUCCGAUUUGACGAUGCACGAAUUAGAAGUGUUGCCACGAGACUUACAACUUUGUACAGAUAUGGCAACUGGUGUCGAUUCAUUGGGCCAGUUCCAAUGGGGAGACUUGGUGCAACUUGAUGCACAAACGGUGGGUGUUAUCGUUCGAUUGGAACGAGAAAAUUUCCACGUGUUAGGUAUGCAUGGUAAAGUUAUCGAGUGCAAACCGACUGCAUUGCAAAAACGCCGUGAAAAUCAAAAUACAGUUGCACUGGACUCGGAACAGAAUCAAAUACGUCGCAAGGAUAUCGUAAAAGUGUUGGAAGGGCCGCAUGCCGGUCGAGAUGGUGAAAUCAAGCAUUUAUAUCGUAGCUUGGCUUUUUUACACUCACGAAUGUACACCGAAAAUGGUGGAAUAUUUGUGUGCAAAACGAGACAUUUAAAAUUGGCUGGAGGUAAUAAGAACAAUACAAACUUGACCAAUCCAAUAGGAAUGAUCGGAUUUUCGCUAAUGUCGCCGAGAAUUCAGUCGCCAAUGCAUCCAGCUGGCGGCAAUCGAGGAGGAAGAGGUGGAAUGCGUGGCAGAGGCGCUGGCCGCGGUGGAAUCUCACGUGAUCGUGAAAUUAUUGGUAAAAGUAUCAAAAUCACAGGCGGAUGGUAUAAAGGUGCUGUUGGAAUUAUUAAAGAUGCAACCGCAGCUACUGCUCGUGUCGAGCUGCAUUCCUCAUGUCAGACCAUUUCGGUCGAUCGUAACCAUAUAGCAGUUGUUGGUGCACCAGCCAAAGAUGGCAGCAUCACGGUGUAUGGUCGUACACCAUCUCGUACGCCCUAUGGAUCACAAACCCCCAUAUAUAUGGGCUCAAAGACACCAUUGCAUGGAAGUGCUACUCCACAAUACGAUGGCAGCCGUACUCCAUUGCAUGGCAGUAUGACUCCAUCCCACGAUGGCUCAAUGACGCCAAGAACCGGAGCAUGGGAUCCAACAGUUACAAAUACACCAGCCCGAAGCGCAGACUACGAUUAUUUGGAAGAUCCAUCACCAAGUCCAGGUUACAAUCCAAACACACCGGGCUAUUCAAUGAAUACACCGUUCGCACCGCAUACACCGGGCAAUAUGUACGGAUCAGAUCAGGGAUACAGUCCAUAUCAACAGAGUCCAAGUCCAAGCACAUCAUCCUAUCAAAUCGGUCAUUUGGAAACACCGUCACCAACUGCUUAUUCGCCGAACACACCAAGCGUACCGCCAUACUCGCCAUACAAUAAUCCACAAACACCGGGCGCCGGUUUGGAUCAGCAGAUGGGCGAUUGGUGUACGACUGAAUGUCAAGUCAAGAUUCGUAGCCAUUCAGACCCUGCAUUGAUUGGACAAACGGCUACGAUUAAGACGGUCAACAAUAUGAUUUGCUCGGUAUAUUUGCCAGCUGAAGAACGAACAGUUGCCGUCGAAAGUGAUCAACUUGAACCAAUACCACCAUCAGUGAACGAUCAUUUCAAAGUUAUUAUGGGCGAGGAUCGCGAGUCGAUUGGUGUCGUUCUCACUAUUGACAACAACAAAGCCAUUUGCAACAUCAAUGAUGAAACCACUUAUAAAUCACUAUCCGAACUUUGCUUGAUUUAAACCAUCAAUUGUCUCUUGUCAGUAGCGUGAAGGAUUAAAUGAAAAUACCAAUUAAGCUUUGUAAGUCUUGGAAUGAAGUAAUGGAAAACGAAAACAAAAGUAAAGGCCUUGCAGAGAUUACGAUAGCAGAAAAUAGGCUUAAAAUAUAAAAAAAGUAAAAAAUAAUAUUAAUCACCAUUGGAUUGUAAUUAAAAAUGAGUAUAACGGGAUGAAUAAAAUGACAUUAAAUGAAA